GGACAGCCCCGGCAGAGGCUCGGGAGCAGCGGGAGGAGCGGGACAGCCCCGGCAGAGCUCGGGAGGAGCGGGACAGCCCCGGGAGGAGCGGGAGGAGCCGGAGGCCGGCACAGCCCCGGCCGUGACCUGGAAGCGAAGGGCCCUCAGCGGAUCAACUUCCCGGGUUCGCGGAAGGACGCUGCGGGGCCGGGAUGCAGCUGGCGAGCAGCAGGCUGUAGCUGAUGCCCAGGCCCCCGUGGAAUGAUGCCGUCGCGGACCAAUCUCUCUGCUGGGAUUCCCAGUAGCAAAGUCAAAUAUUCCAAGCUCUCCAGCACCGAUGAUGGAUAUAUUGACCUGCAGUUCAAGAAGAGCCCACCAAAAAUCCCCUACAAGGCCAUCGCCCUAGCUGUGGUGCUCUUCAUGAUUGGGACCUUCCUCAUCAUCAUCGGAGCCCUGCUUCUGGCAGGUUACAUCAGCAAAGGUGAGACAGACCGGGCCAUCCCUGUGCUGAUCAUCGGCAUCCUGGUGUUCCUGCCAGGCUUUUACCACCUGCGCAUCGCCUACUACGCCUCCAAGGGCUACCGGGGCUACUCCUACGACGACAUCCCCGACUUUGAUGACUGAGCCRUUAAUUAAUCCCACUCUAAUAGGUGUCAGAGUGCACUGAAGACUGUUCUGGGCUUUAGCUGCUGUCGCCUCCACCUCCCAAGUGCUGCUGAAGUGAGUGAGGGAGUGAGGCAGCAGCUCUGGAACAGCCCCAUCUGCUCUGGAACAGCUCCCCAGCACCCUCGGCCUGCCUUGGGGCAGAGGUGGGAUUGCUGCACUGGGGAGGAUAAUCCUGAGUGCCCAGGGUGAGCAGGUGCUGCUUCACAAGGUCAGGAGUCACUCUUUGAACUCUGGCCUUGGUUAAAUGGGAAAAGACCCUGAGUUGGAAGGGCUUUGUCUCAGGUCCAAACCCCGUUCCUUUUGCUGUGCAGGGUAACCCCAGCAGUGUCAGUCUGAACAUGGCACUCUAGAAUUGUCACGUGAGCCUCAGGUGGGCUGAACAUUCUGGAAGGUGGGGGCAGGGUCAGAGCAGAGCAAGUCCAUGGAGGUGCCCACAAGAUCAGGGCUGGACAAAAACCUUGCUCUGAACAUACUCCUAGAAUUGCCUUUUUUCUUCCUUCAGUGCUCCAGAAUAAACCCAAAACCUAAACCAAGUUAUUUUUUUUUAACCUACAUCUCUUCCUUCAUUUGUCUCAAUUCCCUUGUGUGAAUCCCAGUGCUGCACUCUGAGGAAUAACUGAUUAAAUUCAGUAUCGCCCUUUUUGCCUCUGAAGGCACAACUGGGCAUGUUCUCUUCCUGCUGCCAGCCCCAGCUCCCAGGAUAGGAGARGGGACAUGGGACAUGUGCUGCUGGCAGYAGCUGGAAUGUGKCAAUUAAAGCUGGGUCUGGCCAGGAGAGCAGCUGCUGAUGUCAAAUCAUGAAUCAGCCUCUCUCAGGGGACAWGAACAAAGUGGGUUUAUUUGGAUUUAGAGAAAGGGGAGAGGAAGUGGAAGGGAAGUUUAGAUGGAAAAAGCAGAGAGGGAGGGAGAAGAUGCUUUAAGUGAGAUGGACAAAAUGCUGCUGGUUGGGAAGGAGGUCACCUAAGUGGGAUAAAAAAAUGUAGAGGACAGGAGAAGAAACUGGGCUUUGAUGAUCCUUGUGGGUUCCUUCCAGCUUAGGACAGUCUAUGAUUCUGCAAUUCUGAGAAUAUGCUGACAUUCCUGGAGGAAAGGAAUGAAUUAAUUUAUUAUUCUUUAACAGAAGCAAAGUCCUCAGGCAGCACAGUGGAUARAUAAGCAGGGCUGUGUGCAGGAUGGCCAGAAGAAAAAGUCCUCUCUACAAGGGUUGGUUUAUAUCUAAUUGAUGGGAAACAAGGAAACACUUGUGGGAAAGAAAAAGUAGAUUCCAACCACUGGAAAUACGUGGAUCCACAUGACUUCAUUCUUCAAGCUGACAUCCUACAUUCAAAGCACAGUUUUCCUCCAGUACAAAGUCUCCAUGUCUAUUAAACAGUCUAUUAAUUUUCUAGCUAUACUGUACCUAAUGUCCAGGCUUCUUUUUUUUUCUUGCAAAAUAGCACAAGUUUACCUUGAUUUUAGGAGCUUGUAAACCUUUWCUGCAAACACAGGUGAGCCUGGUCCCUGUCUGGUAUUGGUUCUGUUCAGGUGAAGRUUUGAGGGUACUCAGAGCUGUCAGAUUUGUUGCAACAUGACAGAAGGAUGAAGUUUUCCUCCCAGGCAGGGCUGUUGUUUCUGUGUCUCUGUGCUGAUAUAUUGCAAUAAAAUCUGUUGAAUCUUC
Molecule: messenger RNA, 2302 nt
Organism: Malurus melanocephalus (red-backed fairy wren)
Lineage: Eukaryota; Metazoa; Chordata; Aves; Passeriformes; Maluridae
Gene: TMEM230
Product: transmembrane protein 230
Exons: 5
Coding region: 241-603 (120 amino acids)
Biological process (GO): synaptic vesicle transport
Cellular component (GO): synaptic vesicle; endomembrane system
Source: RefSeq, a predicted model, not a curated record